Jaculus jaculus (lesser Egyptian jerboa) is the source of this 2533-nucleotide messenger RNA. It is a transcript of the gene Dld, whose product is annotated as dihydrolipoamide dehydrogenase. The transcript has 14 exons. Bases 99 to 1628 code for a protein of 509 amino acids. The record is from RefSeq and is a predicted model, not a curated record. Gene Ontology annotation, molecular function: dihydrolipoyl dehydrogenase (NADH) activity; flavin adenine dinucleotide binding. NCBI's taxonomy places the organism in Eukaryota, Metazoa, Chordata, Mammalia, Rodentia, Dipodidae. Gene Ontology annotation, cellular component: oxoglutarate dehydrogenase complex; mitochondrion.
CAUGCGCAGGGCGGGGAGACCUUGGGCAAGCGGUAUAGGCGCUCCGCCGAGGUGAAGGCAGCGGCGGGAGGCAAAGUGCCCGAGGGGGGGAAGAAAAAAUGCAGAGCUGGAGUCGUGUGUACUGCUCUUUGGCCAAGAGAGGCCAUUUUAGUCGAGUAUCUCAUGGCCUACAGGGAGUUUCUGCAGUGCCUAUGAGAACAUAUGCAGAUCAGUCAAUCGACGCGGAUGUAACAGUGAUAGGCUCUGGCCCUGGAGGAUAUGUUGCUGCCAUUAAAGCUGCCCAGCUAGGCUUUAAGACAGUCUGCAUUGAGAAGAAUGAAACACUAGGUGGAACAUGCUUGAAUGUUGGUUGCAUUCCUUCUAAGGCUUUAUUGAAUAAUUCUCAUUAUUACCAUAUGGCCCAUGGAAAAGAUUUUGCAUCUAGAGGAAUUGAAAUGUCUGAAGUUCGCUUGAAUUUAGAGAAGAUGAUGGAGCAGAAGAGUACUGCAGUCAAAGCCCUGACAGGUGGCAUUGCCCACUUAUUCAAACAAAAUAAGGUUGUUCACGUCAAUGGAUAUGGAAAGAUAACUGGCAAAAAUCAGGUCACAGCUACAAAAGCCGAUGGCAGCACUCAGGUGAUUGAUACAAAAAACAUUCUCAUAGCUACGGGUUCAGAAGUUACGCCUUUUCCUGGAAUCACGAUUGAUGAAGAUACAAUAGUAUCAUCUACAGGAGCUUUAUCUUUAAAAAAAGUUCCAGAAAAGAUGGUUGUCAUUGGUGCAGGAGUAAUUGGGGUAGAACUAGGUUCAGUUUGGCAAAGACUUGGUGCAGAUGUGACAGCUGUUGAAUUUUUGGGUCAUGUAGGUGGAAUUGGAAUUGACAUGGAAAUAUCAAAAAGCUUUCAGCGCAUCCUUCAAAAGCAGGGGUUUAAAUUUAAGUUGAAUACAAAAGUGACUGGUGCCACCAAGAAAUCAGAUGGAAAAAUUGAUGUGUCCAUUGAAGCUGCUUCUGGUGGACAGGCUGAAGUUAUCACUUGUGAUGUCCUCUUGGUUUGUAUUGGUCGACGACCCUUCACUCAGAACUUGGGAUUAGAAGAUCUUGGAAUUGAACUAGAUCCCAGAGGUAGAAUUCCAAUCAAUAGCAGAUUCCAAACCAAAAUUCCAAAUAUCUAUGCCAUCGGGGAUGUGGUUGCUGGUCCCAUGUUGGCUCACAAAGCAGAAGAUGAAGGCAUCAUCUGUGUUGAAGGAAUGGCUGGCGGUGCUGUGCACAUCGACUACAACUGUGUGCCAUCAGUGAUCUACACGCACCCCGAGGUUGCUUGGGUUGGCAAAUCAGAAGAACAGUUGAAGGACGAGGGCGUUGAGUACAAAGUCGGCAAGUUCCCAUUUGCUGCCAACAGCAGAGCCAAGACCAAUGCUGACACAGACGGCAUGGUGAAGAUUCUUGGACAGAAGUCAACAGACAGAGUACUGGGGGCACAUAUCCUGGGACCAGGUGCUGGAGAAAUGGUAAAUGAAGCUGCUCUGGCUCUGGAAUAUGGAGCGUCCUGUGAAGACAUAGCUCGAGUCUGCCACGCACAUCCGACCUUAUCAGAAGCAUUUAGAGAAGCAAACCUGGCUGCAUCAUUUGGCAAACCAAUCAACUUUUAAAAUAGAAGAAAACAUAUAUAUAUAUACACACACACAAUUAUUAUUCCCCAAAUCUGCAAGCUUUUGUAGAGGUCACAUUUCUGAACAGGAUAUGUUCACAGUUCCAGAAAUUUCUAGGACGGAAUUAUGAAGCUUUGAGAAGGUAUUUAAUAUGCUUGAACAGAAUGGAAUGAUCUUGUAUCUAUAUUUUAAAUAAAGAUUUUGUUUCAUUGCAUUCGUGCUGUGGACAGAAAAACAAAAAGCUACAUAUGUUAGCACUUUAAAGACCAACUGAUGUUGUCAUGGCAGUUUCCAAAGGAGUGUGUAGCUGGAGUGUUCUGGAGCGCUUCACCCCUGAGCUGCUGGUGGUGUUUCUGCUGCUGUUGGGUUGAGACCCCAGUGGUGAAGCUCCUUUUGGUUUGGUUUUCAUAUUGGAAACGUGUCAGUAAAUAGUGCAAAAUUCAAAUAUGUAUAGACACCUCAUGUAAAUAAAAAGUGACUGUUUCUCAUUUACCUCCUAAAUUUUUGCAGUUUAGAGGUAGAAUUGUGUUUAAAGAUUUUAAAGGUUCCAUUAAGGACUAGAAAUCUACAGGGUAGUUAUUAAGUUACCCAAAUUAGGAGUCUGUCUACCAAACUAAAGUACUAAAUGGAGGCUCAUGUGUUAUAGCAAGGAAUGGAGAUACCAAAAUAAACAUGUCUUAAAUACUAAUUUAGUGGUUAUUCUGAGUGCAUAUUGAAACAGUCCUUUCUUCUGACUACCUCUGUGUAUUUUAAAGAAUGUAUUGUUGCUUUUAUAAAACUGGAUAUGUCUUUCACAUUGUACAGUGUUAAGGCAUUGAGGAGGACAUUGCCCUUCAUCUGUUUUACAGUUGCUAAAUGUCUAGCAUAUGAUUUUGGGGAAAUACAGCAUAAGGGUGUUGAUCUAC